This is a messenger RNA of Peronospora matthiolae, 927 nucleotides long. NCBI's taxonomy places the organism in Eukaryota, Oomycota, Peronosporomycetes, Peronosporales, Peronosporaceae. The record is from the annotation of a GenBank genome assembly.
AUGCGUGACAAGUUGGAAGACGCCGAGCAGAAGGUUGCAGAAUUCCAAGACGAGUUGGAUGAUCGAGAAGAACGCCUGGAAGAAAUUACGAUCUUGAAAUCAGCUCUCUUGAAGCUCAAAACGGCCCGCCAUGCAGAGCAAGAGAAGCAUCGGCGUCAACUGGCUGCAUUGUCAGACAAGUUGGACUUAGUGAUUGCGUCUUCCCAGGACGCUAAUGCUCAAGCAAAACUACAGAUCGAAGAUGCACAAGCUCACUUUUCCGCCCGCCAGUCCACGAUCAUGCGGGAGUUAGCGAUGGCCCAGCGAGACAGGGGUGCGAUCAAGGUCGAACGCGAUCGCUUUGCAGUCCGGAUUUCCGGUCUGAUGGUCCAACGCGAUCGGCUCAACCGAAAUCUUGCCGAUCGGGACGUCGACUGUAGCCAGUUAGUGAAAAAGCUGGACGAUUUAAAGGCUGAACGUGAUCAAGCGCUUCAGUCGAAAUACUUCCUGUUCACUCGCAUGGCUGAACUGAAUUGUUCACUUCGACGCAAGCGGUCGCCCCCUGCCUCCAAGUCCGAAAAGCCUAAAACCAAGCGUUAUCGUCGUGCCAAAUCGUCGCCGGGUAAAUCGAUGCUGUCUGAACCAUCGGUUUCCCGACCGCUAUCGUCGGAGCAGUCGGAGGCGAGCGAUAGUGCAGAGUCUCCACCUCGAUCGGCUUCCCCUAACCCGUUUGGUUCUCGAUCUUUGUCGUCCGAGGGAUCGGAGUUUGUCGACCACAAUAAAUCUUCUUCUGCGGAGACUGUGAUUCACUUUUGGCGGCGCUAUCGUCAUCUCACCCUGCCGUCCGACGUAGAGCUACGUAGCCUUUCAGGAAACCGUCGCCGAUCAACAUCGAUGUUCCCAGUCCAGAACCCCAAUCUUCUAAUACCGCCAAGUGAGUAUCCAUGA